Messenger RNA from Ceratotherium simum simum (southern white rhinoceros), 1403 nucleotides. RefSeq names its product purinergic receptor P2X 2 (gene P2RX2). Gene Ontology annotation, cellular component: signaling receptor complex; plasma membrane. Lineage: Eukaryota; Metazoa; Chordata; Mammalia; Perissodactyla; Rhinocerotidae. Gene Ontology annotation, molecular function: ATP binding; extracellularly ATP-gated monoatomic cation channel activity; purinergic nucleotide receptor activity. Gene Ontology annotation, biological process: response to ATP; calcium ion transmembrane transport. The record is from RefSeq and is a predicted model, not a curated record.
CGCCUGGCCCGGGGCUGCUGGUCCGCGUUCUGGGACUACGAGACGCCCAAGGUGAUCGUGGUGAAGAACCGGCGCCUGGGCGUCGUGUACCGCGCCGUGCAGCUGCUCAUCCUGCUCUACUUCGUGUGGUACGUGUUCAUCGUGCAGAAGAGCUAUCAGGACAGCGAGACGGGCCCCGAAAGCUCCGUCAUCACCAAGGUCAAGGGCGUCACCUCGUCCGAGCACAAAGUGUGGGACGUGGAGGAGUACGUGAAGCCCCCCGAGGGGGGCAGCGUGUUCAGCAUCAUCACCAAGAUCGAGGUCACCCCCUUGCAGACGCUCGGAACCUGCCCGGAGAGUAUGAGGGUCACCAACGCCACCUGCGACUCGGACGAAGACUGCGUGGCCGGGCAGCUGGACAUGCUAGGAAAUGGCCUGCGGACCGGGCGCUGCGUCCCCUACUACCACGGGGCCUCCCAGACCUGCGAGGUGUCCGGCUGGUGUCCGGUGGAAGACGGGGCUUCUGUCAGCCAAUUUCUCGGUAAGAUGGCCCCAAAUUUCACCAUUCUCAUCAAGAACAGCAUCCAUUACCCCAAAUUCCAGUUCUCCAAGGGCAACAUUGAGAACCGGAAGGAUGGCUACCUGAAACGCUGCACAUUCCACGAGGUCUCAGAUCUCUACUGCCCCAUUUUCAAGCUGGGCUUCAUUGUGGAGCAGGCAGGGGAAAACUUUACAGAGCUGGCACACACGGGUGGUGUCAUCGGGGUCAUUAUCAACUGGGACUGUGACCUGGACCUGUCAGCGUCGAAGUGCAACCCCAAGUACUCCUUCCGGAGGCUCGACCCCAAGCAUAUCCCAGCUUCAUCGGGCUACAACUUCAGGUUUGCCAAGUAUUACAAGGUAAAUGGCAGCACUGCCCGCACACUCAUCAAAGCCUACGGGAUCCGCAUUGACGUCAUCGUACACGGACAGGCAGGGAAGUUCAGCCUGAUUCCCACCAUCAUUAAUCUGGCCACAGCGCUGACCUCCAUUGGGGUGGGCUCCUUCCUGUGCGACUGGAUCUUGCUAACAUUCAUGAACAAAAACAAGGUCUACAGCCAUAAGAAAUUUGACAAGAUGGUGGACGCUCCUGAGCAGGGUGCAGGACAAGGGCUUUGUGCCUCCAAGCCUUCCCAACAGGACUCCGUGCUCACGGACCCCCGAGGUUUGGCCCAGCUCUGAGCCAACCCCCCUACCUUCCAUCAUGCUGCACUGAAGACCCAGGCCUGGUAGGCCCCUGAAGUCUGCAGCCCCACGAGAGUUAGCCCGUGGCUCAGACUCACACGGCAGACCCAGGGCCCUGCCUAUGCACCCCAACACUAAGUCUCCACGAAACUGGGACCCAAAGGACCCCCAGGCACCCAGGCAGUGGGCUGACAGGAAGA